AUGGCACAGUGGGCCCCCCGUCUCCGGUCCCGGCAGCCCCCACCUGUGCCCGGACCCACAUGUGCCAAGGCCCCCAACCUGUGCCCAGAGUCUCAUCUGUUCCGGAACCCCCACCACCUGUGCCCGGCCAAACUGUGCUCAGAGCCCCCACCUAUGCCAGAACCCCCACCUGUGCCCAGAAGCCCCACCUGUACGCCGACCCACCACCUGUGCCGGAAGCCCUACAUCGUGUUGGAGCCCCACCUGUGCCCAGAGCCCCACAUCUGUGCCGGGAGCUCUCACCAUGUGCCUGGACCCCUGUGCCAGCCACCCACCUGUCCCAGAACCCCCCCUGUGUCCAGAGCCCCCCUGUACCGGAGCCCCGACCUGUGCCCGGAGCCCCACAUCUGUUCUGGAGCCCCACCUGGCCCUGGAGCCCCACAUCUGUGCAUCGAGCCUCCCUGCUGCCGGACCCCACCUGUGCCAGAGCCCACUGUGCCCGAGACCCCACCUGUGCCUGGAGCCCGCCACCGCUGUACCCGGAGCCCCAUAUCUGUGCUUGGAGCCCCCGUCCCGGGCCACCAUAUCUCGUGCUUGGAGCCCCCACCUGUGCCCAGACCACCUGUGCCCGAGCCCACUGGUGGGGUGGGGGCAGCGGGAGGGGCGGCUGUGGUGACGCCUGUCCCGCAGGUGUUCCUGGGGGAGGUGAACUCGGGCGUGAGCAGCGCGCAGGUGGUGGUCAAGGAGCUGAAGGCCAGCGCCAGCGUGCAGGAGCAGGUGCAGUUCCUGGAGGAGGCGCAGCCGCACAGGGCCCUGCAGCACAGCAACCUGCUCCAGUGCCUGGCGCAGUGCGCGGAGGUGACGCCCUACCUGCUGGUGAUGGAGUUCUGCCCGCUGGGAGACCUCAAAGGCUACCUGCGGAGCUGCCGGGUGACAGAGUCCAUGGCACCUGACCCCUUGACCCUGCAGCGCAUGGCCUGCGAGGUGGCCUGCGGCGUCCUGCACUUGCACCGCCACAACUACGUGCACAGCGACCUGGCCCUGCGGAACUGCCUGCUCACGGCCGACCUGACGGUGAAGCUCGGCGACUACGGCCUGUCCCACUGCAAAUACAGGGAAGACUACUUCGUGACGACCGACCAGCUGUGGGUGCCGCUGCGCUGGAUCGCCCCGGAGCUGGUGGAUGAGGUGCACAGCAACCUGCUCGUGGUGGACCAGACCAAGGCCAGCAACGUGUGGUCCCUGGGCGUGACCAUCUGGGAGCUCUUCGAGCUGGGCGUGCAGCCCUACCCCCAGCACUCGGACCGCCAGGUGCUGGCCUACGCCAUCCGCGAGCAGCAGCUCAAGCUGCCCAAGCCCCAGCUGCAGCUGACUCUGUCAGACCGCUGGUACGAGGUGAUGCAGUUCUGCUGGCUGCAGCCCGAGCAGCGGCCCACUGCGGAGGAGGUGCACCUGCUGCUGUCCUACCUGUGCGCCAAGGGCGCCACUGAGGCGGAGGAGGAGGAGUUCGAGCGGCGCUGGCGCUCGCUGCGGCCCGGCGCGGGCGGCGCGGGCCCGGGUUCCGGGGUGGCGGGCCCUGCGGCUGAGCUCGCCGCGGCCUCGUCCUUCCCCCUGCUGGAGCAGUUCGCGGGCGACGGCUUCCACGCCGACGGCGACGACGUGCUGACGGUGACGGAGACGAGCCGCGGCCUCAACUUCGAGUACAAGUGGGAGGCGGGCCGUGGCGCCGACGCCUUCCUGCCGCCGGGGGCCGCGCCGAGCCCGGGCUGCGCCGCGCGCCUGCAGGAGCUGUGCGCCCCCGACGACGCGCCCCCCGGCGUGGUGCCCGUGCUCAGCGCGCACAGCCCGUCGGUGGGCAGCGAGUACUUCAUCCGCCUGGAGGAGGCCACGCCCACCGCCGGCCACGACCCCGACUGCGCCGGCUGCGCCCCCAGCCCCCACGCCGCGGACCAGGACGAGGACUCAGAUGGCAGCGCCGCUGCCUCACUGGCCACGGAGCCGCUGCUGGGCCACGCGCCGCCAGCCCACGGCCCCUGGGGCGGGUGCGACGCCCACCCACGCAGGGCCCUCACCGGGGACCCGCUCUGCUGCUCGCGCUCGCCCUCGCCAGGGCCUCUGAUGCCCGCGGAGCGCGGAGCCCAGGACGCAGACUGGGGCGGGACCGCCUUCUGCCCGCCCCUCUUCAAGGACCCGCUGGGCGCAUCCCCCUCAGGGAGCUCGGGGGCGGGGCCACCACAGGGCGAGGAGCUGCGGGAGGCUGGAGCGCCAAGGGCCGCCCAGCACAGACACUGGAGCUCCAACGUGUCGGCCAAUAACAACAGCGGCAGCCGCGAUCCAGAGACCUGGGACCCCGGCUAUGGGGGCAGCUACACGGACGACUGCCCCAGCCCGAAGCAGACCCCCCUGGCCUCCCCUGAGCAGGGCCACGCCCUGGCCCAGGAGGGCCCCAGAGAGCCUCUGCUUGGGCUGCAGGCAGCCUCCCCUGGCCAGGAGCCUGGCCGCUGUCCCGACUUCCCCCACCUGUGCCCUGCCCAGGGCCUGGCACCUCCUGUCUCCCUGGUGACACCCCCCUGGACAGAGGCAGCCACUGGUGGGGGUGCCCCCCAGGCAGAACCCAGGCUUGCUGCGGAGGCCGAGGGCUCUGCUGGACCCCUUCCCGCCCUCCCCUCCCCUACCCAGCAGGGAGCCCCACUUCCCUCCGAGGCGGCCGGCACCCCUGACCUCCUGCCUGACUCGCCCACUGAGCCGGCUGGGGCUGCUGACAACAGCGGCAGCUGCUGCCCCGCAGUGGAGGUGGCCAGCAGUGAGGACGAGGACACAACUGAGGCCACUUCAGGUGUCUUCACCGACUUGUCCAGCGACGGUCCGCGCUCUGAGAAGCCGGACGCGGUGCCCGCCUUGCGCUCUCUGCAGAAGCAGGUUGGGACGCCUGACUCCCUGGACUCACUGGACAUCCCGUCCUCAGCCAGUGACGGUGGCUGUGAGGUCUCCAGCCCGUCAGUGCCCGGCCCCCCCGGCGGGCAGCCCCGAGCCCUGGACAGCGGCUAUGACACGGAGAACUACGAGUCCCCCGAGUUCGUGCUCAAGGAGGCCCACGAGUGCGAGCCCGAGGCCUUCAGGGAGCUGGCCCCGGAGGGCGAGAGCCCCGGGCCCGAGACUCAGCUCUCAGCCUCCCUCCCUGGCCUCAGCGAGAAGAACCCCUACCGAGACUCGGCCUACUUCUCAGACCUGGAUGCCGAGUCCGAGCCUCCCACGGGCCCGGAGGAGAAGUGCGGUGGAGUCCAGGCCCCCGGGCCAGAGCCAGGCCUGGAGAGCCCGAAGAGCCCUGGGGAGCUGCCUGGGCCCGGGGUGCCCGGCGAGGCACAGGGCGCUGGCCCCAGGGAGGUGCUGCCACCAUCGCCGCCCAUCGACGGGUCUUCCACAGAGCCAAGCGCCGGCCCCAGGCCAGAGCCUCCUGAGUCCCCGGGCCCAGCCAAGCUGCCACCUGUGCCCAGCCCCGGCCGCCCCAAGCUUUUCCUGCUGACCCCAGUGCCACCGAGCUCAGGAGGUGACAGCUCCGAGCUCCAGGGGGCCCCUGGACUGUUGUCAGGGCUGGCCCCGCAGGAGCGGACGGGGUGCCCCAGUGCCCCACGAACCCCGCUCUGCCUGGCUCUGCCUGGCCUCCCUGCAGCCUUGGAGGGCCGGCCAGAGGAGGAGGAGGAGGACAGCGACGACAGCGACGAGUCGGACGAGGAGCUCCGCUGCUACAGCAUCCAGGAGCCCAGCGAGGAGAGUGAGGAGGAGGUGCCCGCCGUGCCCGUGGUGGUGGCCGAGAGCCAGAGCGCGCGCAACCUGCGCGGCCUGCUCAAGAUGCCCAGCCUGCUGUCGGAGGCCUUCUGCGAGGACCUGGACCGCAAGAAGAAGGCUGUGUCCUUCUUCGACGACGUCACCGUCUACCUCUUCGACCAGGAAAGCCCCACUCGGGAGCUCGGGGAGCCCUUCCCUGGCGCCAAGGAGUCGCCCCCCACGUUCCUGGCGGGCAGCCCGGUCUCCCCCAGCGCUCCGGGCCCGCAGCUGCAGGACGACCCGACCCGCGGAGGUGAGCUGGAGGGUGGGGGCGCGGGCCUCGUGACGUCACUGGGCGGGAGGGGCUCAUGACGCCACAGGGCGGGGCGGGGGUAGUGACGUCUAGG
Microcebus murinus (gray mouse lemur) is the source of this 4151-nucleotide messenger RNA. The record is from RefSeq and is a predicted model, not a curated record. NCBI's taxonomy places the organism in Eukaryota, Metazoa, Chordata, Mammalia, Primates, Cheirogaleidae.